CACAGCCCCGACAACAUGCUCAUCUCCGCUCCUACCGGGUCCGGUAAGACGAAUAUUGCGUUCUUUGCAAUGAUUCGCGAGAUCCAGAAACACCUCGACGCCGCGCAGUCCGCUCUCGUCUCCAGCGACUUCAAAAUCGUAUACGUCUCGCCGCUCAAGGCGCUCGUCGCAGAGCAAGUAGCCACCUUCCGCAGGCGCUUCGACACCAUACGCGAUGCGAGCGGCGGCGGCAUCGCCGUGCGCGUUUGCGAAAUGUCGGGCGACUCGCAGCUGCGCGAGUUCGAGCUCGCCGGCGUCCACGUGCUAGUCUGCACGCCUGAGAAGUUCAGCAACAUGCUCCGCUUCGCCGAGCAACGCGCGUCGAUGCAACUCAUCAAGCUGCUCAUCAUCGACGAAAUUCACAUGCUGCACCAGGCGCGCGGCUGGGUGCUCGAAGAGAUCGUCACCAGCUUGCGGCUCCGCGCCGUAGACGUCCGGUUUGUCGGGCUCUCCGCCACCAUCCCAAACUGCCACGACAUUGCCGACUUUUUGCACCUGUCGCCGACCCUGCUAACGCGCGCUAACAACCCGCGCAAAGGCCUGUUCGUGUUCGACGACAGCUUUCGACCGAUUCCUCUCGCCAAGUGCAUCUACGCGCUGGAGAGCGGCGACUCGGCCGAGGCACAGGAUGCGCUCACCUUCGAAUUCGUUGUGCGACAGCUGAAGAACCAAAAGUCCGUGCUCGUGUUCGUCCAGAGCCGCCAGGGCACCGUCAAGGUCGCUCAAAAUCUGCUCCGUUCCUUUUCGCAAACCGGCGACCUGACCGCGAUCUUCAGCAGCCAGCGUCGCGGCAGCGCGCUAAUCCAAAAGCUCAAACAGGCUUCCAAAGAAGCCGCAGACCCCGCGCUCGCGAGUGUCGUCGAGUUCGGCUUCGGCUUCCACCACGGAGGCAUGAGCCGCGCAGACCGUGAUCUGGUCGAAGCCUUGUUUCGCAACUACCAGAUUUGCUGUCUUGUGUGCACGUCGACGCUUGCGUGGGGCGUCAACCUGCCCGCAAGUUGCGUGAUCGUGCGCGGCACCACGUUCUACGACUCCACCAAGAACGUGUACGCCGAGAUGGAGGAAAUCGACUUGCUGCAAAUCACCGGCCGCGCCGGCCGCCCACCCUUCGACCAAACAGGGCUCGACGCCGCGCCGGACUGGGAGUUGCUGCUCUCGCGCCUCAGCGUGGAGGGUCGCAUUGAGCGGAACAUCAUGGUGCUGCUCAUCAACCAGUUCACCGAGGCGAUUGCUGCGGAACCGAACGUCUUGGAGCUCGAAGAGCCGCUUAUCAUUGUGGGGGACAUCCACGGUCAAUUCUACGAUUUCGUGAAAAUUCUCGAACUCGGCGGAGCGCCGGACCCGAAAUGCAAGUACUUGUUUCUUGGCGACUACGUGGACCGCGGGCAGUUCGGCAUCGAGGUUUUGGCGGUGCUGAUGGCGCUCAAAAUCAAGUAUCCGGACUGCGUGUGGCUGCUGCGCGGCAACCACGAGUCGCGGCAAAUGACCACGUUUUUCAACUUCCGCGACGAAUGCGUUAAGAAGUACGACGCCGAAGUGUACAACCUGUUUAUGGAAGCGUUCGACUGUUUGCCGCUCUGUGCGCGCGUCAACCGCCGGCUCUUCACGGUGCACGGAGGGCUGAGCCCGGGACUUACGCACAUCGACCAGAUCAAAGACAUCGUGCGCACGAAAGAGCCGCCGCGCACGGGCGUGUUCUGCGACUUGCUUUGGUCCGACCCAAUUGACCCGCAGAAACACCAGUCGCUCAGCGGCAAAGAAACUUUUCUGCCGAAUGACGUGCGCGGCUGCAGCUACGUGUACGGCUUUCAGGCCGCGAAGCAGUUUCUGGAAGAGAACAGUCUGCUUUCGAUUAUUCGCGCGCACGAAGCGCAGUUGGAAGGCUACAAGAUGUACAAAGAGCACCCCACGACCAACUUCCCGACCGUAAUCACCAUUUUCAGCGCGCCGAACUACUGCGACAUUUACGACAACAAAGCCGCGAUUUUGCGCUUCCAGGACAAUACCGUAAACAUCCAGCAGUUUCUGCACACACCACAUCCGUACGUUCUUCCCAACUGCAUGGACAUGUUUGAGUGGAGCAUUCCGUUUCUCAUCGUCAAACUCUCGGACAUCUUUCACACUUUGGCUUCCGAUUAA
Messenger RNA from Dermatophagoides pteronyssinus (European house dust mite), 2178 nucleotides. RefSeq names its product serine/threonine-protein phosphatase 5-like. The record is from RefSeq and is a predicted model, not a curated record. NCBI's taxonomy places the organism in Eukaryota, Metazoa, Arthropoda, Arachnida, Sarcoptiformes, Pyroglyphidae.